Microthlaspi erraticum is the source of this 3288-nucleotide messenger RNA. NCBI's taxonomy places the organism in Eukaryota, Viridiplantae, Streptophyta, Magnoliopsida, Brassicales, Brassicaceae. The record is from the annotation of a GenBank genome assembly.
AUGGAGGACGCAAGCUCUAUCGAUUCGAUUUUGGAAUUUCUGCGGCGAAAUCGUUUCAUGAGAGCAGAAUCCGCGUUGAUUAGUGAGCUCUCCAGUAACCGAAGCUCAAAUGGGUGUCUUAAAAAUCUCAACUUUGAGAGCAGUAAUGGCGUGAGCAUGGUUUCGGAUAAGAAGCAAGCAGAGAGUAGCCGAGCAUUGCCCCGUCAAAACGACAAUCACACAUCUGAUGAAUUGGUUGUGAAAGAGAUACAAUGUGGAGCUGCUGCCAAUACCUUACAUGAGAGUAAUCAUAUGAACGAUGUCUCUGUUCAGGCGCAAAGCGGCUCUGGUGCUAAUGCAUCAGGUUUCUGGGAGGAGAGAUUCACGUUUUCUGAAGAUUUAGUGGAUGAUACUGAGCUUGAUUUACCUCCCUGGAAUCAUGCUUCUUCUGCUGAUGACGUUGUAGCUGACUCUGAGGUGUACAGUAUCGGUCCAAGUAAAGGAGGCUUUGUGAAUCCACAGGGAUCAAAGCAAUGGAGUUAUGAAGAGGUUUUUGAGUGUGUUAAAUCUGCAAUACCAGAAAAUUUUAUCUCCCCAUCAUGGCCAAAUAUUGGUGCUCCAUCAGACAACUGGAAGGACUGUUCUGUUACAACUGUGUAUCCAUUGUCCAAAGGAAGCACGUCCACAAAAGAUAAUGGUGUUGUACCCACUUUAGAUAAAAGGCAAGGGAAGAAAAAAGUUGAGGCGAGUGGUUCCAGGAUUGCUAUUAAGGAGCAGGAAGAUGAUUUGGCAACAGCUCUGUACCUUGGAAAGUCACAGUCUGGUUAUGAACAUGAGAAGCUAAGCAGCUUAGCAUUUUCGAUGGCCCGUGAUGGUCCGAGGGAAGACUUACCAAUGCUGCCGUAUGUAAAGAUCAAGUCAGAGGAUAAAUCGAUGAACUUUACUUGGGAAGAAAAACAUGAGCGUGACAAUUUGGAAGAGAAGCUUAAUACUGAGAAUGGUUUCCUCAUUGGCUCUUAUCUUGAUGUUCCUAUUGGUCAAGAAAUCAAUUCAUCAGGUGGCAAAAUAGCUGGUGGAGGAAACUGGUUAUCCGUAAGUCAGGGACUAGCAGAAGAUGCAUCUGACUUGAUUUUUGGCUUUGGCAAUGGACUAGAUGAUCUCGGUGAACAUUCAAAUGAGUAUUGGGACUCUGAUGAAUACGACGACGAUGAUGACGUUGGUUACAUUAGGCAACCAAUUGAGGAUGAGGCGUGGUUUUUGGGUCACGAAGUCGACUAUCCUAGCGAAAAUGAUAAAGGCACAGAGCAGGGGAGUGUUCCUGAUACGCAGGAUAAAAGCCAAACCAAGAAUGAUGAUGAUGGUAAUUCAUUUGCCGAGGAGGAUUCUUAUUUCUCCGGUGAGCAAUACGUGCUAGGAAAAGGCGUUGAGCCAGUUACCGCUUCAGAUGAUCCCAUGGGCCUCUCAGUGACUGAAACAUACAGAAGGACUAAGGAACCUGAUUUGGCUGCUCGAUAUGACGGGCAGUUGAUGGAUGCAACGGAGCUAAGUAUGAUGGGCUCUGAACCUGUGUGGCAGGGACUUGUCACCCAUGAAAAUGAUAUGAUUUUGUUGACCAAAGGGAAAGUGGAGGAUGACCGUGGUAGAUUCUGUACAAAGGAUGUCCGCGCAGAAGAAGAUCGAAAUGCUGCAGUUAGGUCAAUUGGUGUAGGAAUCAGCGAUGAUGUUGAUGACAAUGGGAGUACAGGACCUGGUUUUUUUCCUGGAGAAGGUAGUGAAUGGGAUUUGGAGCUUCUUCCUCAUCGCCAAGUUGGUAUUGCUGGUGUCAAGCCUCCACCUGGUAAAGGUGCAAGUAUGCAGCUUAAAAGCUUUGCAAAUGGUGGUUUCUCUUUUCCCUCUCCAGUACCUGAUGGACAGGUCUCCCAUGAAGAUUCUGCAAACCAUUGCAAUGCUGCUGUGAGAAAGGAAAGUUAUGGGCCAAAGGGGCUAAUUGAGUCCAAUAGUAUGGAUGCUACUUCGACAAAAAGACGCAGCGACUCUUUCUCUGAAGGAAUUUUAAGAGAUAGGGAUGGUGAGAAGGUUGCAAGUUCAAGAAAUUCUUCCCCAUCUGUACUCUCCCAUAGUUCUUGUACUAGGAGGGAGCACUGCAAGGAUGAAGAUGAGGAAGAAACCAGUCAUGGGCCGGAAGAAGAUACGGGAACCUUGUUUGAGGAUGAAGAUGCAAUCGUGGUCCAAGAGCAAGUAAGACAGAUUAAAGCCCAAGAGCAGGAUUUUGAGACCUUCAAUUUGAAGAUUGUUCACAGGAAAAACAGGACUGGUUUUGAAGAGGACAAGAGCUUCCAUGUGGUUUUGAAUUCUGUCAUAGCUGGUCGUUAUCAUGUCACUGAGCAUCUUGGAUCAGCAGCUUUUAGCAAAGCAAUACAAGCACAUGACCUCCACACAGGCAUUGAUGUCUGUGUAAAGAUCAUAAAGAACAACAAAGACUUUUUUGACCAGAGCCUUGAUGAGAUCAAACUUCUCAAGUAUGUCAACCAGCACGAUCCCGCUGACAAGUACCAUAUCCUUCGACUGUAUGACUACUUCUACUUCCGGGAGCACCUGUUAAUAGUAUGUGAACUUCUCAAGGCAAACUUGUAUGAGUUCCAAACGUUUAAUAGGGAAUCAGGUGGAGAGGUUUAUUUCACAAUGCCAAGAUUGCAGUCAAUUACUAUCCAGUGCUUGGAAGCAUUGCACUUUCUGCAUGGUCUAGGCCUUAUACACUGCGACUUAAAACCUGAAAACAUACUAAUCAAAAGCUACAGCAGAUGCGAAAUCAAAGUUAUUGAUCUGGGAAGUAGCUGUUUUGAGACAGAUCAUCUUUGCUCCUAUGUCCAGUCUAGAUCCUACCGUGCUCCAGAAGUCAUCCUUGGGCUUCCAUAUGAUAAAAAGAUAGACAUCUGGUCACUUGGCUGCAUUUUGGCAGAACUGUGCACCGGCAACGUUCUUUUCCAAAAUGAUUCUCCGGCUACUUUGCUUGCUAGGGUCAUCGGUAUAAUCGGAUCCAUUGACCAAGAAAUGCUUGCCAAAGGACCUGAUACAUGCAAGUACUUCACCAAAAAUCAUUUGUUAUACGAGAGGAACCAGGAGAGCAACAAUUUGGAGUACUUGAUACCUAAAAAGUCAUCGCUAAGGCGUAGACUGCCAAUGGGUGACCAAGGCUUCAUAGAAUUUGUGACACACUUACUCCAAGUUGAUCCAAAGAAACGACCUUCUGCAUCUGAAGCUUUGAAGCAUCCAUGGUUGACAUAUCCCUACGAACCCAUAUCUCCCUGA